Molecule: messenger RNA, 1682 nt
Organism: Trichomycterus rosablanca
Lineage: Eukaryota; Metazoa; Chordata; Actinopteri; Siluriformes; Trichomycteridae
Gene: chordc1a
Product: cysteine and histidine-rich domain (CHORD) containing 1a
Exons: 11
Coding region: 70-1074 (334 amino acids)
Source: RefSeq, a predicted model, not a curated record
GCGUGACUUUUUGGAACUAUAUUUGUAUAUUUUCAGUUUAGUUUAUUCCUGUAGUGUAUUUUUUAAGUCAUGUCGGUGCUCUGUUAUAACAAAGGCUGCGGGCAGCGGUUUGACCCAGACAAUUCCGAUGAUGCGUGCGCGUAUCAUCCAGGAGUUCCAGUUUUUCACGAUGCAUUAAAGGGCUGGUCAUGUUGCAAGAGGCGCACUACAGACUUCUCAGAUUUCCUCAGCAUUGCUGGCUGCACGAAGGGUUGCCAUAACAAAGAGAAACCCCCUGAGCCUGUGAAGCCAGAAGUGAAGUCUUCUGGAGGAAAGAAGGAGCUGCAGGAUCUCAAGCCAAGGUUCGAUGAGUACGUCAUCCAGGCACCUAAACCUGUGGCGUUCAUCCAGAGACCCAGUGCUGAUGAGCCACCGGUGGAAGUGAAGCAGAAAGUGUCUCCAAACCUGAGGCAAGCGCUGGAGAAACUGCAGCUGACAGACACGAAUCAGAACGCAGAAAAUGAGAAUGAGGGAAACGAGGUGAAAAUUGGAACAGCGUGUAAAAAUAAAGGCUGCACUAAGACUUUCUCUGGGCCAGCGAGUGAACAGGAGACUUGUAUGCAUCAUCCAGGAGUUCCCAUCUUUCAUGAAGGGAUGAAAUACUGGAGCUGUUGUCGGAGGAAAACAUCAGACUUUAACACAUUUCUCUCUCUGGAAGGCUGCAGCAAAGGAACUCAUUUGUGGAAGAAAGCAGAUGGGAAGAAGGUGGUACCAUGUCGGUUUGAUUGGCAUCAGACCGCUGGUCAGGUGACCAUCUCCAUCUACGCUAAACACUCAGUUCCUGAGUUGUGUUCUGUACAAGCCAACAGCACCCGUGUGAACAUCAGUGUGAUCUUUGAGGGGGAGAAGGAGUUUAAGCAGGAGAUCCGUCUGUGGGGAGUGAUCGAUGUGAGCAAGAGCGCCGUAAACAUGAUGCCCGCUAAAAUCGAGAUCGUCAUGAAGAAGGCGGAGCCGAUGUCGUGGCGGCGGCUCGACCUGCCGCCGUCUGCUCCAGCGUCGGCCAAUGAGAAGAACAAAGGCAGUGAGAAUGUGUAAACAGGAAACAGAACUGAGACAUUAUCAGGACCUUUCAGUCUUUUAUACACUGUGGCUGAAAGUAUGUGGACAUCCGACCAUGAGCUUGUUGGACAUCUCGUUCCGAAACCAUGGGCAUUAUGCAAUGUAUUGAAGUGUGUUUGUAUUAUUUUAGGCAAAAAUGCAUCUCUGAGGUCGGGCUCAUGCUUGAUUGUCAGUACAAAUUAUGCCAAAGUUGUUAUGGGGUUGAGCUCAAGGCUCUGUGCAGGCCACAGGAGUUUAUCAACACCAAACUGGUCGAACCCUGUCAUUAUGGACCUCACAGAAAGGUGCACGGGUCCGUUUUCAAAAUUGUAUACACGCUUCGUAAACAAUAAUAACCGGAGUGUACAAAUACUUUUGGCUUUACAGUGUAUAUAUACUGUUCUAUACAUGCACACAUUCUGAAUGGACUGGACUUGGUUGGCUGGAUGUACCAAGAUUAAUGAGAUAAUAUGGUCCUAAAAUUGUUCCGCAGAGGGAACACGUCACGUCUGAUUUAGCUUUGCACUGAAACAUCAAGGUUGACGUAACUGAGUAAUUCACAUUAUUAUUUAACCCUAAAUAUUUUCAAUAAAAUAUCAAUCCCA